AUGGAUAAAAGACAAAAAUAUGAUUUAUUAAAGCACCAAAGAACAGUACACGAAGGUCGAAAAGAUUUUGCAUGUGAAAGAUGUGAGAAGAUAUUUGGACUGAAAUCAAGUUUACUUUCGCACCAAAAAAUAGUACACGAAGGUCGCAAGGAUUAUACCUGUGACAACUGUCAGAAGAAAUUUGGAGAAAGACGGAAUUUGCUCGUACACAUAAAGUCAGUACAUGAAGGUCGGAAAGAUUUCGAAUGCGACAAAUGCAAGAAAAAAUUUAACAGUAAACAAUAUCUGCGUCUUCAUCAGAAGACGGUACACGAAGGUCACAAAGAUUACGAAUGCGGCAGAUGUGAGCGAAAAUUUGGAUUAAAGCCAGAUCUGUUUCGCCACCAAAAGACUGUUCACGAAGGUCGCAAAGAUCACCCAUGUGACAAGUGCGAAAAGAAAUUUGGAGUAAAAUCGAGUUUGCUUUUGCACCAAAGGGUGGUCCACGAAGGGCGGAAAGAUUUUGCAUGCGACAAGUGCAAGAAGAAAUAUACACAAAAACAGAGUUUGGUCUACCACCAAAGGGUAGUACAUGAAGGCCGCAAAGGUUUCGUGUGCGACAAGUACCGGGAGAAGUUUAAAAGAAAAUCGUAUUUGCUUGUCCAUCAAAAGACAGUACAAGAGGGUCGAAAAGAUUACGCGUGUGACAAGUGCGAAAAGAAAUUUACGGAAAAAGGGAAUUUGCUCGUACACACAAAGACAGUACACGAAGGUCGAAAAGAUUUCGGAUGUAACAAAUGUGAGAAAAAAUUUGGACUUAAAUAUAAUUUGUUAAACCAUGAAAGAACUGUCCACGAAAAUCGCAAGGAUUUUGCAUGUGACAGGUGCGACAAGAAAUUUGGACAAAAAGUGAAUUUGCUCAGACACCAAAUGACCUGUAACAAAUAAAGUAAUAAUGAUUGACAAAUAGUAAAUAUGUGUAUAGAUACUCAUAAAUGUUUUACGAAAAUUUGGAUAAAAAUCGUGCAUUUAUCAU
This is a messenger RNA of Trichogramma pretiosum, 1015 nucleotides long. RefSeq names its product zinc finger protein 271-like. Gene Ontology annotation, biological process: regulation of transcription by RNA polymerase II. Gene Ontology annotation, molecular function: RNA polymerase II transcription regulatory region sequence-specific DNA binding; DNA-binding transcription factor activity, RNA polymerase II-specific. Bases 1 to 927 code for a protein of 308 amino acids. NCBI's taxonomy places the organism in Eukaryota, Metazoa, Arthropoda, Insecta, Hymenoptera, Trichogrammatidae. The record is from RefSeq and is a predicted model, not a curated record. Gene Ontology annotation, cellular component: nucleus. The transcript is spliced from 2 exons.